Molecule: messenger RNA, 2186 nt
Organism: Sinocyclocheilus grahami
Lineage: Eukaryota; Metazoa; Chordata; Actinopteri; Cypriniformes; Cyprinidae
Product: elongation of very long chain fatty acids protein 6-like
Exons: 3
Coding region: 1-627 (208 amino acids)
Biological process (GO): very long-chain fatty acid biosynthetic process; fatty acid elongation, polyunsaturated fatty acid; fatty acid elongation, monounsaturated fatty acid
Cellular component (GO): endoplasmic reticulum membrane
Molecular function (GO): fatty acid elongase activity
Source: RefSeq, a predicted model, not a curated record
AUGACUACCAUAUUCAUAUACAAAUCAUGCCUUUUCUCUUUCAGUAUCAUUGGAGCAGUGAGAACUGGGUGCUUCAUGUUGUACAUGCUCCGAAACAGUGGCUUUAAGCAGUCUGUUUGUGAUCAGAGCUUCUACUAUGGGCCUAUAAGCAAGUUCUGGGCUUGUGCCUUUGUGCUGAGCAAGGCCCCAGAGCUAGGGGACACCAUGUUCAUCGUCUUGCGCAAGCAGCGGCUGAUCUUCCUGCACUGGUAUCAUCACAUUACCGUGCUGGUGUACUCCUGGUAUUCCUACAAAGACCAGGUCGCCGGUGGUGGCUGGUUCAUGACCAUGAAUUACACCGUGCACGCGCUCAUGUACAGCUACUACACUGCUCGAGCUGCUGGAGUCCGUGUGCCGAAACCCUGCGCCAUCAUCAUCACUUCCUCUCAGAUUGCUCAGAUGGCCAUGGGGCUGGCAGUAAGUGCACUAGUGUACCAAUGGAUGCAGGAUGGGGAUUGCCAUUCUUACAUAGAUAACAUAGUGUGGGCUUCACUCAUGUAUCUCAGCUAUCUGCUCCUCUUCUCUUCUUUCUUUUAUCAGUCUUACAUGAAGGGUUCAAAACAAGCCACAAGCAUAAAAAAUGACUGAUAUACAGCCCUGAGGUUUGAAUACAAGAUUUUAUUUCUGAUGGUUUACCUUAUGCAUAUUUAUUUCAUUAGGUGAACAAUGAAUGUGUGUGUAUAUAUAUUUUUUUUAAACAACAGCCAGACCGUAAUAGCUGUGUCUCGUGCCGUUUCAGGGCUGUUAUCUGUUCAUUAUUUUCUAGUUUGUAUUAGCUGAGCAAAGCGCAUCAAAUACAACUCUUGUUUUUGCUGUUGAGAACUUAAAUGGUUUUGAAGAACUUCCAGGCACUUUUGGAGGGUGAUUUUAAAACCUAUGGGUCCUCUAUGACUUCCCCCCCCCCCAGUCUUACAGGCCACAGGUUUCUAAUCUUCAAAAGUCCAUGUUUGUUUACUCUUUGGAGACUUGAUAACAUGGCCUGAACCCAGCUGAAACAUAUGGUGUAUGUUGAAGCAUGUGCCAAGAUCCUUGUAAUCUGUGCUCCUCGUCAAAGAACAAGUGAGAAAUUUGUCAAAAGAUUCCUAAUGUGAAUGUACAACUUCACAUGUUUCAUUUGGCCACCCUUUCUAAAUUUCAUCCAUGCUUCCCUGGGUGUGUAGGUAUUGCAUACUAGUUCAGUGUGUCCACCUCAUGAUGUCACAGAAACUUGAAUGAUCUGUGCUGACUGGUUGGACAGGAUCCCAGGCAUUUAAAUUGGGCAUUUUUAGCUGGAUUUCUCUGAAAGGACGACACCCAUGUUCUCGCUCUCAUUCUGUGCAUGUUUCUGUCAUGAGUUCACUGCAGCUCUUAUUCACUGAAGUUACAGUAUGUAAAACCAGCUGAAGAACGAUUGAUAUAAGACUCUUUCACGUUUGAAUAACACAUGGGAAGAGUCCGUAUGAAAUGGCUCUUUCCUGCUUUUGUGGCUGUACUGAUUACUGAAUUUGUGCUUCACAGAACCAUUAACCGUCCCUAUAAUGGUGUUUGUUACUUGAGCCAUUAAUUAAAAUGCACAGUUGUAUUUGUAUUUAUCUUGUAUAUCACAGUCACAUUUGGGAAUUAAUGGUUGUGUGGGUAUUUAUUUUUCCACUGAAACUACAGUGAUAAUGUUUCCAUCUAAAUGGUCUUUUAAAAGAUCUUGUAUUAUGUGAUAGUAGAGAACAAUCCUUUGAGAAUAUUGAGUGGAAUUAUGCGCUCUAACAUAGUAUCAUCUGAAAUGUUGCUGCUACGGUCCAAGCUUAUUUAUUUUUUUUCUGUCAUCUGGUCUGUUCCGGUUCAAGACUGUGAAAGAAUUGCCUACUUUUGUAUUUCUGUUUAAAGGAAGUUUUGAUUAAAAGAUUUUAUGACUUUUGUCUUAAAAUAUGUUGGAGAUGGUAGCCAUAUAAUAACUUUGCUGCAUUAGGAACCGCAACGUUGAAUGUAGUGGCACUAGCCUACAUUACAAGGCAUAGUUUACUACUACUGUAUUUUUAAAAAAGGAGAAUAAUGUAAUAAAGGUGCCGAAUGUAAACAUUUAUCUUUCCUACCUGAUCAUCUGUACAGGUUCUUAGCUGCUGUGAAGUAAUUAUGAUUAUGUAUAUAUUUUUGUCAUUAAAACAGUUUCUGUA